UGACGACGAACUUGUGAGUGUGUAUGUGUGACUGUUGUGAACUCUCUCUGCUCCUUCGAAUGUGACGAGAAGAAGUUACGAAAGGGUCCGAUUUAGUCUGUAUAUGUUACUCUCUCUAUCUAUUGCGACAAGCCUUGACCUUGAUUGAUCCCUCACCGAUACCCUUUUGAAAUUUCACGGUUCUUUAGUAUUCCUGAUGUUUCCAGGUUCAAUUCAAGUGGAAAAGUCUUUAUCUUUCCGUCUUUUGAGUUCAUGAUUCCGGUUCUGAGUUGUGAAACUUUGGAGUGAUGGACAAAAUUAGUCAAUUGUCCGAUGAUUUACUCAUCAAGAUAUUAUCACUAGUUCCAACAAAAGAUGCCAUCGCCAUGAGCACUUUGUCUAAACGAUGGAUGUCUCUUUGGACAUUGGUGCCAAGACUUGUCUUUGAUGUUAACUCAGACUCAGAGGAUGAAGAUGAAGAAGAGAAUCAAUCCAGAAACCUGGCGCAGUUUGUAUCCGGGACGUUGCUGUUACAUAAGGCAGCGGUUCUUGAAAGCUUUCAUCUCAACAUUGCUUCAGAGUGUAGCGGUUCCGAGGUUGGUUUAUGGGUUAGAAUCGCACUUGAUCGUUUUGUUCGUGAUCUCAAGAUAAGUUUUUAUAAUGAUCAUGGCCCUGUUAGGUUGCCAAGUAGGCUUUUUAGAUGUGAGACAAUUGAGACUUUGGAACUCUGCAGGGUGAUUGCUUUGGAUGUUCCUUGUCGUUUUAGCUUUCGAUCUCUCAAGAAGUUACGCCUUCUCUCUGUGAGGUACUCAGAUGAGGAAUCUUUCUCUCGGUUUAUAUCAAAUUGUCCUGUUCUUGAAGAUUUGGUUGUGGAAACUUGUGAAGAGGACAAUGUGGUGACAUUCACUGUUAAUGUGGCGUCCCUACAGAGUUUAUCCAUUUCUCAUACAUUACGAGAUAUACCAAAUUCUGAUGAAGUGUUUGUGAUACAUUCCCAUGGUUUGAAGCAGUUGAAAGUUGUGGACUACUUUGGUGAACUUAAUCUGAUAGGUAAUAUGCUCAAACUUGUAGAGGCAAAUCUUCAAUACGAGUGCCUCUAUGCCAAGGUUCUGGAACCUUUUACCUCUGUCAAGCGUCUUUAUCUCUGCUUAUUUGGAGAGGCUCAGUUUCUUACUGGUAUCGUUCUAUCCCACCUUGUAUGGUUGGAGCUAUGUACCUGUGAAGAUAAUUGGACUAAUAUGCUUGUGAGUGUGCUCCAGCAUGCCCCUAAACUACAAGUUCUCAAGCUUGAGCUGAACCAGGACAUUGUCUAGCUAUGGUUCGUAAUGUUUGUUGGAUCCAGCCCGAGCGUGUUCCUGAAUGUUUUUUGUACCAACUCAAAACAUUUGAAUGGAGAAACUAUGGAGGAACACAAGUAGAGAAAGAAGUGGCCAUGUAUAUUUUGAAGAACGCGAGCCGAUUAGUGACUGCAACUAUCUACCCUGACUCAGUCAAGUUGGCUCGCAAACAUAAGAUGUUUGAGAAACUGGAAAUUGCAACCAGGAGUUCAAGAGCAUGUGAGCUUUACAAUGGGAUAUAGAAAUUAAUCUCACCCAAGUUUCGAAAAUUUUCCAACUAUCUUUGUACUUUAAAUGUGGAUUUAUAUGAUAAUUUUCUCACAACUUUGUCUGGUUCUUGAUGCAAAGGCUAACAAUUCAGUCUGUUCUUAACAAAUCUUUCGCUAUUUAAGUGUGAAAGAUAGAAACUUUUUAACACCAACACAUAAAUAAAGAGUUGCGGUUCAAAGUGUAAUAUUUUUACUGGCCCACACAAGGUGAUGGGUUCGAUCCAAAAGAUCCAGUUUUUGCCUCUUUGUAUUCCAGUUUCGUUUAAAAUGAAGGACUUUUAGGGUUUAUCGCAUUUCUCAAAUGACGAACUGGUGUGAGUGGAAAAAUCCUGUUUCUUCGCUAUAUGAAAAGGAUCGUCACUAAGGUUGAAAGUCUUCGUCUUUUCGUCUUUGAUUUUGGGGUUUUGGGAAUUAAGCUUUGGAAUGGACAAGAUAAGUCAGUUGUCGAAUGAUUUGCUCAUCAAGAUACUGUCAUUAGUCGAAACAAAAGAUGCAAUCGCCAUGAGCAUUUUGUCUAAACGAUGGAAGUCUCUUUGGACACUGGUGCCAAGACUCAUCUUUGAAGAUUACUCAGAUGAAGAUGAAGAUGCUGAGACUAAAGAGAGACACUGGAGAGAUUUGUCACAUUUUGUUUACAGCACUUUGCUAUUUCAUAAGGCACCUGUACUGGUAACUUUUCAUCUCAACGUUGCUUCAGAUCGUCUUGCUUUGGAGGUUGACUUAUGGGUUAGAAUUGCAGUGGAACGUUUCGUGCGUGAUAUGAAGAUAAGUUUUAACUUUGAUCAUGGGCUUAUUAGAUUGCCGAGUAGCUUCUUUAGAUGUGAAACACUUGAGACCUUGGAACUCCACAGGGUGGUUCUUUUGGAAAUUCCUUCUAGGUCUAGCUUUGGAUCCAUCAAGACAUUGCGCCUUCUAUCUGUGAAGUACUCAGAUGAGGAAUCUUUUUGUAGGAUUAUUUCCAGUUGUCCUGUUCUAGAAGAUUUGCAUGUAGAAACUUGUAGAAAUGAUAAUGUUGCAAGUUUCACUGUCGAUGCGCCAUCAUCCCUUAGGAGUUUGAGCAUUAGGAGUUCAUCACUAGAGUUCGGACCUGAUAAUCAUUUGUUUGUGAUACAUUCCCAUUCUUUGAAGCUCUUGAGCAUUUUAGAUUACUUUGGUGAAGUUACUAUGAUCGGUAAUACACCAGAGCUUGUCGAGGCAAAUCUUCAAACCUUGAACCGCCAUGAGCAUGUUCUGAAAUCUCUUACCUCUAUCAAACGCCUUUCUCUAUGUUUGGAUGAGGAGGCGCAGUAUCCUACUGGUAGCAUGUUACUUCAACUCGUGCGUUUGGUGCUAUGUGUGUGCUCAGAGAACUGGUCGAAUAUGUUUGUGUCUGUGCUCCUACAUUCCCCUAAACUUCAAAUUCUCAAGCUUGCGAUGAAUCAUUGGAUGGCUGUGGAUCGUAAAGUUGGCUGGAUUCAACCGAGUUGUGUUCCUGAAUGUUUGUUGUUCAAUCUCAAAUCCUUCGAGUGGAGACACUAUGAAGGAAGAGAAGAAGAGAAAGAAAUUGUUAUGUAUAUUUUGAAGAACGCAAAGCGAUUAGUGACAGCAACUAUCGAUCUUGAAUUAGUCACUUUGGCGUGCAGACUUAAAGUGAUCGAUGAAUUGGUAUUUGCAAGGAGAGGCUCAAGAGCAUGUGAGCUUACAGUGUGUUGACUGCAGAAGAAAAAAUUUACAUUGUUGAAAAGGAUUUAAAGCUAUUACUUUCUUGGAAACUGAUUUGUUUAUUGUCUUGUUCAUGGUUACAAAGCCUAGAAUGCUUCGUCUGUAUUAACAAAUCUAUCAUUAUCUAAGGUUUGAUUGAACAAGUGACGA
Camelina sativa (false flax) is the source of this 3436-nucleotide messenger RNA. Its product is annotated as F-box/FBD/LRR-repeat protein At5g56420-like. NCBI's taxonomy places the organism in Eukaryota, Viridiplantae, Streptophyta, Magnoliopsida, Brassicales, Brassicaceae. The record is from RefSeq and is a predicted model, not a curated record. Gene Ontology annotation, molecular function: protein binding.